Molecule: messenger RNA, 1106 nt
Organism: Danaus plexippus (monarch butterfly)
Lineage: Eukaryota; Metazoa; Arthropoda; Insecta; Lepidoptera; Nymphalidae
Exons: 7
Coding region: 169-858 (229 amino acids)
Source: RefSeq, a predicted model, not a curated record
GGGCAAAUGGUAUCUGGCCAGUCUGGACGGUGAGGCGGAGGCUGCGGGUAUUAACGUGCGACCCGACUCGUUUCUAGAAGGGACCGGGCUUCUGCUGUGGAGCAAGGCAGAGGAGAGUACACUUGUUAGUGCACAAGGAAAGGAGACAUCAUGUGCUAAACCCCUCAGAUGGAGCUGACUCCCCCCGAGGUCCGCUGUCCCCAUGGACUGUAUAUCUGUGAGAUGGUGGAUGCGGUGCCGCGGGUGAGAGAUAAAGUGUUGGUCAAUCACAUCAAGAAUAUAGAAGCUAUUGCCUGCUGUAAACUAACCCUUGUAUUGUUUGGAUAUAAAGAAUAUUUUAGAACUGCUUGCAAAAGGUAUCCUGUAGUAAAAGGCUUUGAUAUUGAGACAGCCAUAGGAGAUUUAAUAAUCAGCACCAAUUGUGAUGCUAUCAUUAUUGAUGAACCAAGUGAGUUGGUGAUGACAGUACUCAAGUUCAAUAAGGGAUUUACAUCUCUUUACAAAUAUGAGCCUAUGAAUGCUAUUAGUGAGAAUGCAGAGUUCUUUAUGAAGGAAUUUAACAGGAGAUGUGUUCCGGUUGAUGAUGAUGGUGUUGGUCUUGCUCGUCUAUGGCAGCAGAUGGUAUCAGUCCUGCCUCUUACAAGUUUGGAAUCUGCUAGAGCUGUGUGUGCCAAAUACAAAUCACUAAGGAGCUUAUACGAGGCUCUUUUCACUCCGAAGGGUUUUAAAUCGAUUGCUUCUAUCGACGCGCCCCGGACGAUACUCUCAGGGAGACGUGUUAAAAAACUCGGCCCGGAGAUGGCGGAGAGACUUAAGACUCUUCUGAUGGAGAAGGAUCCGACCGUCAUAGUCAGAUAGAUGUCCAGUAUAAUAUCAAGUUAUGUACUAACUACUAAGUAUAUACUUAUGGUGUUAUCGAUACCGUUUGAUCUCGUAAUUAAUUACUCUUUAUGUCCACUAAUUCGGCGCACUAUUAACGAAAUGUCUCCGGAUUUUUCUCACGGAGCAAAAUUAUAAAAUUGUCAAUAAGACGUCGAAUUUAAUCUUAUGUGAAUAUUAUGUAAAUGUAAUUGUAUCAAGUAUAAUUAAUAAAUUAUUAUUAUUUA